UAAAAAGAAAAACAAUAAAUUGAAUUCAUCGCAGUUACACACAUGUAUGGCAUGUUAUAUGAAAGCGUUGCUUUUUUCAUUGAAAAGGAAUUUGGAAAAGAUAUCUGGAAACAGGUUUGCCAGAUAGUCGAUUGUAAGCAUAAUACUUUUAAAACGCACCAAAUUUAUCCGGACAAAUUAAUGCCCGACAUUGCCGCGGCAUUAGCAGCUUGCACUGGUGAAUCAGUAGACUACUGCAUGAACUUUUUCGGACGUUGUUUCGUUCGUUUUUUUAGUAACUUCGGUUAUGAUCGUAUGAUACGAUCCACGGGCCGUUACUAUUGUGACUUCUUGCAAUCCAUCGAUAACAUACAUUUGCAAAUGCGUUUUACUUACCCAAAAAUGAAAUCACCCUCCAUGCAGUUGAUUGAAGUUGAUGACGAAGGUGCCGUAAUGCUAUAUCGGAGUGGUCGCACUGGAAUGUCCAAAUACCUAACUGGUCAAUUUAUCGAAGUAGCUAAGGAGUUUUAUAAUUUACAUGUAGAUGUUCAAGUUUUAGAAUCUCAAAAUGAUAUCGCUGGCGGUACCGCUGGACCAAUCAAACUUACUAAUGCUUCCAGAGUAGUGAUUGUUAAAUAUCGUUUAAAUUUCGAUAACCGUGAUUAUAUGACCAAUUGCGUUAACAGUUCUAUACACCAAUCUCAACUGGAUUUAGCUGCAGUAGAUCUAAAUAUUUUGCUAGAUUUCUUUCCUUUUACCAUCGUUUUGAAUCGCGAUAUGAAAAUAGCUUAUGCUGGCGAGAAAAUCGUGGAAACUUGGAUUUUACACAAUCCUGAUGAAGAUCCAAAAAGUUUCAUUGGAUCUAAACUUGUACAACAUUUUAAAUGUCGUCGCCCCAAAGAUGUUCCAAUGGAGUGGGAUGAUAUUACGCAAAUGCGUACGGUACUCUUUGAAUUUGAACUAGUUCGCUCGAAUAAUAAAGACGUAGCAGCCGCUAAAGAAAUUGGAAUAUCGAUCUCGUCUAGCCGAAAGGAUUUGGAAACGAAUAAGCCAAUAUUAUUAAAGGGUCCUCUAUAUCAACUGAAAGAUAUCAAUUCUUUGAUUUAUUUGUGUAGCCCUUUAAUAGAAAAUCUGGAAGAAUUACACAGUUACGGCUUAUUCCUUAACGACUUGAACUCACACGGCCUAAGUCGUGAACUUGUUAUGGCCGGUUGGCAACAUGGCUCAACCUUGGAAAUGAUGUUCGAAAAGGAGGAAGUACGCUCUGACGAAUUAGAAAAGUCGCUAAAACUAUCCGAUUCUUGGAAGAAGCAAGGUGAUGAACUUUUAUAUUCGAUGAUACCGCGGCCAAUAGCUGAGCGCAUGCGAAAUGGAGAAGAGUCGACAUGCCAAACAUUUGAAGAAGUUUCCGUUAUAUUUAUAGAAAUUCUGGAUCUUUAUGUUGGCGACUCUAGUAACAUACAAAAUGCUAUGAAAGCAGUGAACACUUUGAACUCUGUUUUCUCCGCCAUUGAUGAGGAGAUUAUUUCACCUUUCAUUUAUAAAGUGGAGACAGUAGGAAUGGUGUAUAUGGCUGUUUCAGGAGCUCCGGAUAUAAACCCUCUUCACGCUGAGCACGCUUGUGAUUUGGCUUUACGUUUGAUACCAAAAAUACAAGCUUUAAAAUUGCCAGGCAUUUCCAUACGCAUUGGUAUCAAUUCGGGUCCGGUAGUGGCAGGUGUGGUUGGUUUAAAAGUACCGCGUUAUUGCUUAUUUGGUGAUACCGUUAAUACAGCUUCACGCAUGGAAAGCACUUCGGAACCUUACAAAAUCCAAUUAUCCAAUUACUCAGCCGAGAAAGUGAGCAAGGCAAACUAUAAACUUGAAUCACGUGGUUAUGUUAAAGUAAAAGGAAAAGGUGAAAUGGAAACAUUUUGGUUAUUAGAGGGGCCUAAUCAGUAAAUAUGAAUGUGUUCAACUUAGGAACAUUUUCUCUGCUUAAUUGUAAUUAAACUAAAUUUAACCGUUAAAUUACUUGAUGUUAAUAAAUUAAUGUAAUGUUAGAUUACAUGAUGCACAGGAUAACUCCUAUCUAAUUCAAUUAAUUUCUUUUAGGUUUGUUUUUUAAGUAUCAUAUUUUUCGAUUAUCGUUACAAAAUUUGUUUAGACAACUAUUUCCAGAAUCUACGCAAUUUAAAGCUAAUUCAUUAUAUUUGCGAAACAAGUCAGCAAACUGUCGAACGUCUUACAGUGUUCCAACCACUCAAUAUACUUCCACAAAAUUAGUGUUAACUUUCGCUAAUUUACAUUCAGUUUUUAUAACCAAUCAAAAACUCUUUACUUUUUGCCACUUAAUUUACUUAUACGUUGUAUAUUUCUAAUAUUAAGCUCAAAACAGAUUGCAUGACAAUAAUUUUAGCUCACAAAACUCUGUCGACAGAAUAAAAGCAUUUGAAUAAUUAUUAGUAUGUACUAGUACUCCGUCAUAUAUUUUCUCUCUCGUUUCUCGAUAAAACAGAUAUUUUCACCCUCUAUAUAUGCGGAAUAAUUUCUAAAAAUUUAGAUA
Molecule: messenger RNA, 2524 nt
Organism: Glossina fuscipes
Lineage: Eukaryota; Metazoa; Arthropoda; Insecta; Diptera; Glossinidae
Product: soluble guanylate cyclase 89Db-like
Exons: 1
Coding region: 43-1920 (625 amino acids)
Biological process (GO): response to oxygen levels; nitric oxide-cGMP-mediated signaling; cGMP biosynthetic process
Cellular component (GO): guanylate cyclase complex, soluble
Molecular function (GO): heme binding; guanylate cyclase activity; oxygen sensor activity
Source: RefSeq, a predicted model, not a curated record